UCACGCCUGACGCCUUCUGCCCUCUCCACUCUCCAGUCUCCUGCGGCCCUGCCUCCUGCCUCUCUCUCUUUAACGCCGCGCGGCCGUCUGUCGACUCUCUCUCUCUCUCUCGCUUUCUCGUUGCAAGCGGCAAGCCGUCGUGUCUCUCUCUCUCUCGUCUCCCGCCGUGUCCGGUGGCUUAACUUCACCGUCGUCUCCCUCGCUUUCUCGUUGCAAGCGGCAAGCGGCAAGCCGUUGCUCUUGUCUCCCGUCUUUUCAGUGACUCUCUGAAGGAAGUUUGGUUUCUUUGCAACCUUGUUGGCGUUGCCGUUGAUUGCUUUCUUUUAAUUCAACAUGUCGUCGCUAAGGAAUGCUGUUAGUAGACGAGCUCACAAGGAACGAGCUCAACCGUCUUCAAGGAAAAAAUUUGGGCUUCUUGAAAAGCACAAGGACUACGUAGAGCGUGCACAAGUAUUCCACAAAAAGGAGCAGACUUUGCAGAAACUUAAGGAGAAAGCUACUUUCAGAAACCCAGAUGAAUUUUACUUCCGGAUGAUCAAAACAAGAAAUGUUGAUGGAGUCCAUAAAUUAGAGAGUAAUGCAAACAAAUACACCCCCGAAGAACUUAUGCUGAUGAAGACCCAAGAUAUGGGAUACAUUCUUCAGAAAUUGCAGAGUGAGAAAAAGAAAAUUGAAAAGCUGACUGCUGUGCUGCACUCUCUUGAUAAUCAGCCGUCAAAUAGACAUGUUUACUAUGCUGAAGACAGGGAGGAGGCUAAAGAAAUACAGUUUCUCUCUUUGAAAAGCGAAAUGGUGCCUACUUCUAAUGAUGUUUCCAGUGAUAUUAAAAGGAAAACAGCUGCUUCCUAUAGAGAACUAGACGCUAGGAGGAAUAGAGUCAGUCAGUUGGAGAAACUCUAUAUGGAUAUGGCGUUGCAGAAGGAAUUACAGAAAAAGGGUCGGAAGCGAAAAUUACGUGAAGAUGAGAUUGUUUCUCCCACCUCUAAAGCAGUAUACAAGUGGCGGCCAGAACGAAAGCGUUGAAAAGGUCUUUUUGAUGGUACUAAAAGAGGAUACAAUUUAUCCACGCAUGCCAAGGCUUUGCAUUUUCUAUUGUCUAUUUCCUUAUAUAGCUAACAUAGGCCUUGUUCUUUUCACUGGGUUAGUGUCUUUUCUUCGUGGGUUUUCAUGAGUUUCUCUUUAUCAACCCCAUCAAUCUCUGCUUCGUUUAUCCUCUUAUAAUUUUCAAGUUGUCAAUGUAAAGAAUGGCGUUCCAAAGUGAUGCAGCGUAAGAUAGUGGUAAACAAGAAAAUAGCAAGUAAAAGGGAUAAAUAUUCUUA
This is a messenger RNA of Corylus avellana, 1319 nucleotides long. The record is from RefSeq and is a predicted model, not a curated record. NCBI's taxonomy places the organism in Eukaryota, Viridiplantae, Streptophyta, Magnoliopsida, Fagales, Betulaceae.